AUGAUUACGAUUGCGAUUAUGAUUAUGACUGUGAUCAUGAUUGUGAUUAUGAUCAUGAUGAUAAUGAUUAUCAUUAUUACGAUUACGAUUAUGGUUAUUGUUAUGAUGAUUAUGAUUACGAUGAUUAUGACUACGAUCAUUAUGAUUACGAUUAUGAUGAUUAUAAUUACGAUUAUGGUGAUUAUGAUUGACUAUGACGAUCAUGACUAUGAUGAUUAUGAUUGA
Molecule: messenger RNA, 225 nt
Organism: Gongylonema pulchrum
Lineage: Eukaryota; Metazoa; Nematoda; Chromadorea; Rhabditida; Gongylonematidae
Source: the annotation of a GenBank genome assembly